AUGGCCAUAGAAAUUGUUACUUCUAUUGGUGGGAAGGUCGCUGACUAUUUGUUUGUAGCUGUUGGCAAUCAACUCGGUUACUUGUUUCAUUACAGUGACAAUGUUGAAAACUUGAAAAAGGAAGCUAAGAAGUUGGCAGGCAGUAGAGACAUGGUGCAAAAGAAAAUCGAAUUUGCUGAAAGACAUGGAGAAAUCAUCUUCGCUAAUGUUCGAAGCUGGAUAGCAGAAGUUGAUAACAUUUAUGCAAAAGCUGAAAGGUUUUUAGAAGGCGAAGACAAAGCAAACAAGAGGUGCCUCAAAGGGUGGUGCAUUAACAUCAGACAACAUUAUCGAUUCAGUAAGGAGGCAAAGAAGCAGACUCUGGCGAUUUCUGAUCAGCUCCGAGAAGUGGAAAAGAUUGAGAGUGUGUCAAGUCCUGCUCCUCCCUCGGGAAUUAUAUCAUCAUCAGAGGUAUUUUCUUCUGGCCCUUUUGAAUCUAGAAAUUCAAUCAAGAAGGAAAUCAUGAAGGCGUUAGUUGAUGAUGAUGGUGUCUACAUAAUUGGAAUAUGUGGGAUGGGGGGUGUGGGUAAGACCACACUAGUAAAAGAAAUGGGCAAACAAUUAAAAGAUGAUAAGAUAUAUGAUACAGUAGUGAUAGCAGUUGUCUCUCAAACUCCUAGCAUAAUGAGGAUUCAAGGAGAAAUUUCUGACAUGUUAGGUGUAACGACAUCUCUACCUGCUAAUUCUGAAAUAGAAAGAGCAAGUUUCUUAUGGGGGAGAAUCAAGGAGAGAAAGCGGAUCCUCGUAAUACUAGAUGAUCUUUGGGGAAAAAUAAAGCUUGAUGAUAUUGGUAUUCCAUUUGGAGAAAACCAUAGAGGUUGUAAAAUUGUAAUCACCUCUCGAAGCAUAAACGUCUGUGAUCAAAUGAAUUGUCAAAAGAAAUUUAUAGUUGAAACUUUGUCAAAACAAGAGUCUUGGGCCUUAUUCAAGGAGCUGGCUGGCUCUUUUGUUGAAACUUCUGAUAUAAAUCCAAUUGCAAGAGAUGUAGCUGCUAAAUGUGGUGGUUUGCCGAUUGCGAUUGUCACAGUAGUAGGGGCCUUAAAGGGCAAGAACAAGCAUGUGUGGAGCAAUGCAGCACGACAACUUCAAAAGUCCAACCCAACAAGCAUCCAAGGAAUGGAGGGAAUCGUGUUUUCAUCUUUGGAACUGAGCUUCAAUCAUCUAGAAAAUGUGGAAUCAAAAUCACUUUUCUUAUUUUGUAGCUUAUUUCCAGAGGAUUAUAGAAUUUCAUCGAAGAUCUGGUUAGAUAUUGGAUAG
Molecule: messenger RNA, 1296 nt
Organism: Pistacia vera
Lineage: Eukaryota; Viridiplantae; Streptophyta; Magnoliopsida; Sapindales; Anacardiaceae
Product: disease resistance protein SUMM2-like
Exons: 1
Coding region: 1-1296 (431 amino acids)
Molecular function (GO): ADP binding
Source: RefSeq, a predicted model, not a curated record